Gavia stellata (red-throated loon) is the source of this 1406-nucleotide messenger RNA. RefSeq names its product small ubiquitin like modifier 1 (gene SUMO1). Gene Ontology annotation, biological process: protein sumoylation. The record is from RefSeq and is a predicted model, not a curated record. The transcript has 5 exons. The coding region runs from base 78 to 383 and encodes 101 amino acids. Gene Ontology annotation, cellular component: nucleus; PML body. Gene Ontology annotation, molecular function: protein tag activity; ubiquitin-like protein ligase binding. NCBI's taxonomy places the organism in Eukaryota, Metazoa, Chordata, Aves, Gaviiformes, Gaviidae.
UUGCGCUGCGGGCAGAGAAAGGAGCGGAGCGCCUGCAGCGGCCCAGCCGAGCCUGCCGCACGCAACGGGGCCGAGCCAUGUCUGACCAGGAAGCAAAACCUUCAGCUGAGGACUUAGGAGAUAAGAAAGAAGGGGAAUACAUUAAACUCAAAGUCAUUGGGCAGGACAGCAGUGAAAUUCACUUCAAGGUGAAAAUGACAACACACCUCAAGAAACUCAAAGAAUCAUACUGUCAAAGACAGGGUGUUCCAAUGAAUUCACUCAGGUUCCUCUUCGAGGGUCAGAGAAUUACUGAUAAUCAUACCCCCAAGGAGCUGGGGAUGGAGGAGGAAGAUGUGAUUGAAGUUUAUCAGGAACAGACGGGGGGUCACUCAACAGUUUAGAUCCUUCUGUUUGUUUUCUUCCCCCUUAAUCCUUUUUUAUUUUUAAAUAAUAGUUCUUUUGUAAUGUGGUGUUCAACACUGAAUUGAAACUGGCACCCCAUCUCUGGGAGUUUAUUUUCAAGCGUCUGGUAUUUUGAAUUCUCGUGCUCAUUAUACACUAUUGUUUCUGUUUUCAUUGUGCUGAACUUUUGUGAUCCAGCUGCAGCCUUGCUCCCCUCUUCCCUUCUGCCCUCCCCUUUAGAAAUACACGUACACACAUGCAUUUGUAUGUUCACUAGGUUCGUGCAUUUCAGGCACGAAGGCUGUAAGAUCUGCCGGGUGGGCGAGUGUUCUUAAUGACUUCCAUAUCUGCCCUGAAGUUUUGAUGUGUGACUGUUUCACUCCUGGACUAUAACUUUCAGUGCAAGAUGAAGUUUCUCAGAGAACUAAACUGUGGAGAAAUUGUGUAUCCAUAACUCAGAGCUAUUUUGCUUAAAUUGUGCUGAUGGCCCAACGAAGAAGAUUACCAAGUUGGAAAUGGAAAAGCUAGAACUGUUGUCAUCUGUACCUUGCUCCAGAGAUGGCUUUGCUGAAGACAUGAAAUUGAAAACCCUAAUGAUUCCUAAGUCUUGCCAGAAGAGCCCAGAAGCAUUUUAACUUCAUAUAGCAAUUAGUACAUGCAGGUAUUCAUGCAAGAAUGUUCACAGCAGACAACCGGUGUUACUUUGACACUCUUGUUUGUACCUUUUGGCCUGGGACGUGGGUUUUGAAUGGACAUUGUCUGUACCAGCUUCAUUUAAAAUAAACAAGAAAAACAAUUUUAUAAACAACUUGCAUUUUCUUUUCAAAUGUUUGGAAAUGAGCAAAACCAUAAAAAGUUAUAAAUUAGGGCUUGCUUUCCUGGUAACUAUAUGUUGAAGCCACAAAAAAAGUGCUUUGUAAAUGUACCUCAUUUUUAAAACAAAAUUACUUUUUUCUACUUGCCCUAGUAAAAUACUUGAUCUGCUUGGUUUGCAGGUGACUGUGUGAGACUACUAGAUGUUU